Molecule: messenger RNA, 2195 nt
Organism: Osmerus eperlanus (European smelt)
Lineage: Eukaryota; Metazoa; Chordata; Actinopteri; Osmeriformes; Osmeridae
Gene: dda1
Product: DET1 and DDB1 associated 1
Exons: 5
Coding region: 448-756 (102 amino acids)
Biological process (GO): positive regulation of proteasomal ubiquitin-dependent protein catabolic process
Cellular component (GO): Cul4-RING E3 ubiquitin ligase complex
Source: RefSeq, a predicted model, not a curated record
GCUGUCAAAUGCAGCACACUGUCCAUCAAAUCUAGCCAUUGUGCUGCUAGAGCUAAUAAGCUAACGUGGGUAGUGCAGCGUUGUAAUAGCUAGCUAUAGUAGCAUUCAACUUAAUUGGAUGUCUUUAGCAUGGUGGUAUUAUCUGCCAGUAACGUUGUAUUUACGGUAGAUGAUACUCUUACAGUAAAUGGAGAACGGAGACUACAAGUGUCUGCUGUUUAAUUAAUGUGUAUAGUUUACUGGCAGCCAUCAUUGAUAGCGUUAGAUGACAGCUAGCUAAUGCUGGCUAAAUUUUGCUAGGCUUUCACAUCACCAGCAGGCAGGCGUUGUCACACUUGCUAGCGGUUAACGUGAAGAUCUUGCAUAGUUAUCUGUAGUAAUUUGUAUUAAAUUGCAUUUUCAAACGGCCAUUCAGUCGCCGACAGCUUUGCUAUCUUUGGUGGAAUCAUGGAUAAGGCGGAUUUCUUGAAAGGUCUCCCGGUUUACAAUAAAAGUAAUUUCAGCAGGUUCCAUGCGGACUCAGUGUGCAAAGCAUCUAACAGAAGACCGUCGGUGUAUCUCCCCACCCGCGAAUACCCCUCAGAGCAGAUUAUUGUUACUGAGAAAACAAACAUUCUCCUGCGCUACCUUCACCAACAGUGGGACAAAAAGAACGCUGCAAAGAAGAGGGAACAGGAGCAGGGGGAGGGGGGAAGUCCGGCUCCCCCCAGGAAAAUAGCCCGAACAGAUAGCCAAGAGAUGAACGAGGACUCAUAAGGGUGUGUAUGUGUGUGUGGUGUGUGUGGUGGGUGGGUGUGUGUGUGUGUGUGGGUGUGUAUGUGUGUGUGUGUGUGUGUGACAUCCACCAAGAUGACUCUUAGUGGACCGACAGGCACAGACGAAGACGGAAUAUACACCACUUGGAAGAAUUUUAAAUUACAUGCAGCGCUAAUACAAUGCAUUGUUAGGUUAAAGAGAACCUUAUUGGGGACAAUGAAGCAAGUUUUUGUUACCUUUUUUUUUUUUUUUUUUACCUUUUUUGGUGUUACUUUUGGGCAAAGAGCUUCCUGCGAGCUUCUUCUCAGCAUCACUGCCCAAACUCGACCACAUAAGGAGGCCUCAACACGUCUUCAACACCCCCACCAUUGGCUUCACCUGAACCCAGGACCCCGGAAGCAUGGUCUGCACCACCCCCUGUACACGCUUAUUAGGGUUCUUUAUGCAUAUCGUACAUUCUGAUUUGAAAGUGUCUGUGAGUGUUAAGUCUGUGGUUUAACGUUGUGCUGGUUUUAUUUAGAUGUUUGUAAAUGAGUAUUGCCCCCUGCUGGCCAAUAGCAAAAUAGACCGAACUGCUUGCUUCUCUAAAAACAUUGGAUCCUUGGGAGAGAGAAAAAAAAAAAACGUUUGAGUCAUGGCAAGCUGAUAUGUGUAUUAAUUAGACACGUGUAUUAAGUCGAGUACCAGUCAAAUUGUACACUUAGCAAAUUAGUUAUGUUUGUCUAUGUAAAGAUUUGAACUUGCACAACUAGCCUAACUGAUAGUACAAGUAGCAUUGAGCAGGAUGUCAGGGUUGGAACGAAUGUAUUCAUAAAAACCUCCUGUAUAUAAACCAUUGGCAGCCCUAGGAUAGUGACUUCAUAUUUAAUACGACAUUGUAUUGGCCUUUUUCUGAAGAUAAAUGUACGUGGCUAUAACAGACAUUGUUGUACAGGUGAAGAGAGAAAGCACUAAAUCCCAGAGAUGGAGGUUACCCAGCCCUCCAUGUCUGACCGGCUGGCAAGCUGGUGUUUGGAGUUGUCUGGGACGUCAGAAAGACCACCCGCCAUUGAAUGCACAAAUAGCAUGCACAGUGAGGUGCAGCUGCCAUCUUGCCUUGUUUCCACACCUGCAGACCGAGUUUGCCCCCGCCGCGCAGAGUCCAGUGAGACCUUUUCGUUUACGCUGCUCAACAAUAUCACAGCGAGCCUAGUCCUUUCAUUCAACCGUAGUUGCUGCGAUGUGGGUUGACUGUGUGGUCGGUUACCUUCCUUAGCAACGUGCCACACUGUCUGGCUUCGAGGCAGUAAUAUAGCUUCUGUUUUAGACUGUUCCCACACCUUGCGCCUUUCUCUGUCGUGCGUCAGGUCAAUGUAGUACUAAUACGGCUUCGCUCCAAUGAAAUGUGAUGGAAAAGUCAGCUUUUGUUGUGAUACAAAAUAAAAUGUACUUGAACCUUU